Messenger RNA from Arachis duranensis, 1142 nucleotides. RefSeq names its product stress-related protein. Bases 267 to 905 code for a protein of 212 amino acids. NCBI's taxonomy places the organism in Eukaryota, Viridiplantae, Streptophyta, Magnoliopsida, Fabales, Fabaceae. The record is from RefSeq and is a predicted model, not a curated record. The transcript has 3 exons.
GAUCAGAAAAUAGAAAAUUGUGUGUUCAUGAGAAAUAGCGUUUACUUGCAGCCACAGGUUUUGUCUAAAAAGAACACAAACUUAACGGUGAAGAAAAAGCAGGUUUUUGCCUACUAACGCGCUUUGAUCAUCGUUUUCUGACCGUAACCGCUUCCCUCUGCCCCAUAUAAAUUCCCAAUUUCCCUUCUCAAUUCUUACCUCACACCAACCAAACACCGUUUGAUUCUCCAAACUUUCUUAUUCCCAAAUCCUUCAUCACCGCACUCAUGGACACCCAAGCUCCCAAGGUCGAGAAUGAGAAAGCUGUUGUUGAAGCUCAACAACAAGAGCUCAAGUACCUUGAAUUCGUGCAAUUCGCCACGAUUCAAGCUGUGAUGCGCGCCGCGAUCCUCUAUUCCUACGCCAAGGAACGCUCCGGCCCCCUCAAAUCUGGCGUUGAGACCGUCGAGGAGGCCGUCAAGACUGUCGUCGCUCCCGUCUACGACAAAUUCCACCUCGUCCCUACCGAGUUCCUCCACUACGUGGACCGCAAGGUUGAAGAGUCCGUAGCUGAGAUCGAUCGCCACGUUCCAACCAACGUCAAGGUGGCCUCAAACCAGGCCUGCUCUGUCGUCUCCAGUGUCCGCCGCACCGGCGUGGUGGAUGCUGCCUCAGGGUUCGCCAAGUCAGUGUACGACAAAUAUGAGCCAAAGGCGGAGCAGUGUGCCGUGUCCGCAUGGCGCAAGCUGAAGCAGCUGCCAUUGUUCCCUAUUGUUGCCGGCGCCGUGCUUCCCAAGGCGGCAUACUACACUGCCAAGUACAACGAGGCGGUGACCGUCUCCGCCAAGAAGGGUUACAAGGUGUCUGCUUACCUUCCUUUGGUGCCCACCGAGAAGAUCGUGAGGGUGUUCGGCGAGUCGAACUGAUGAGAUUUGGCAGUGUAGACGACUAGUGCAAAUUCUGUUAAGUUCGUUGUUUCUUUCUGUAAAGCAAAUUCUGUGUCGUCUACAUGUUUUAACUUUUAAUGUUUUGUUUGGUCUUUUUUCUCUUUUUAGAAUCGUGUAAAAAAAGAAGAAAGGUGGUGCUUUUGGUGUGGAGUCACUAUCUUUAAUAGUUAAUAUACCUGAUUCUUUGAUGAUAAAAUAUUUACAUUCACAUUCCAA